This is a messenger RNA of Daphnia carinata, 821 nucleotides long. RefSeq names its product alpha/beta-tubulin-N-acetyltransferase 9-like. Gene Ontology annotation, molecular function: N-acetyltransferase activity. Gene Ontology annotation, biological process: protein acetylation. The coding region runs from base 42 to 638 and encodes 198 amino acids. The transcript has 5 exons. The record is from RefSeq and is a predicted model, not a curated record. NCBI's taxonomy places the organism in Eukaryota, Metazoa, Arthropoda, Branchiopoda, Diplostraca, Daphniidae.
UUGAACUUUUCUUAUUUUUGACAUCUUGUGUCACAAAAACAAUGAAGAUCAACCGCCAAACUAAAAUUACGGGUGAUCUUGUUUUUUUGGUACCUUACAGGGAAAUCCACGUUCCUAGGUACCACGAAUGGAUGUCCUCGGAAGAAUUGCAGAAGUUGACUGCUUCAGAACCGCUCUCAUUAGAACAAGAAUACGAGAUGCAAAAAUCAUGGGCUGACGAUGAAGACAAAUGCACUUUCAUUGUUUUGGAUAAAGCCAAAUAUGAAGAAACAAAUGACGAAGUUGAUUCUAUGAUUGGUGAUACCAAUAUUUUCAUGACUGACAAUACUGAUGUUACCUUGGCAGAAAUUGAGAUCAUGAUUGCAGAGACUUGUUAUCGUAGAAAUGGAAGAGGAAAAGAAUCAACAUUAUUAAUGCUCAGAUACGGUAAAGAACAACUGGGAAUCAAACAGUUCCAUGCUAAAAUUGGGCUAGAUAAUAUUGCGAGUAUUCAAAUGUUCCAGAAGAUUGGAUUCCGCGAAAUUAGCCGGAGCGAAAUUUUCGGUGAAGUUACCAUGGCGGUCUUCUCCGACGACGAUGCAUUUGUACGUUAUCUGAAAGAUCACAUUGGUCAAUACAACGUGUCCAACCAUUAUUGAAUGGCAUUUCUCUUGCUGCAUAAUAUGCGUCUUGAAUUGCGAGCUGGACUUCCUCAGCGAGUUGAAAAGAAGGAGACGACCGACCCCCCACCUCGCUUCUUUACCAAAAUGCCUCUCACUGUUGUGCAAUAGAAAAAGAAGAUAAUAUAAACGACCGCACUAAAUCAAUUAUCUACAUGCCUA